Carya illinoinensis is the source of this 5805-nucleotide messenger RNA. RefSeq lists its product as uncharacterized. The record is from RefSeq and is a predicted model, not a curated record. NCBI's taxonomy places the organism in Eukaryota, Viridiplantae, Streptophyta, Magnoliopsida, Fagales, Juglandaceae. The transcript has 3 exons. Bases 3544 to 5508 code for a protein of 654 amino acids.
GUGAUCUUAUUUAAUUAUUAUUUUCAUUUGUAAAAUUCAGGCACUAUAUAUUGGUUAUUAACAUGAGAAUUUAUUUUAAGAGUGGGAAGACACUACAAGAAUUUGGACUUUUCCAAGCGAUUUUUGAGUCGCUGCAAAAAAAAUCGCCGUAAUCUAUAUCAUAUAGCAGCGACUUAUUAAUCGCUGCUAUAUAUCCACUGAAUAGUGGCGAUAAGGAUCAUUCUGCUUAUCCCAGCAACUUAUAACUCUUUUCGCGGCGACAAUUUUCGCUGCUAUACCAUGAAUAAUUAGUAGAGGCGCCAAAACAACAAUUUUAUUUUCUAUUUCCCUCCCCGCGGCCUCGAGUUAGUCACAGUACUGCCUCUCCUCCCUCCGUUUGUGUUUCAGUCGAUUUCUUACUAAAUCCCUUCCGGCGAUUCGAUACGACGGCGGCGACGAUAAUCCCCCUCCCAAUCACUCCCAAAGCUCCCUCUCUGGCCUCCACUACAUUUUCGCCGUCAAGUAGAAGCUUGGUCAUCGUUUCCAACCCAAACCAAAGCUGUGCCGGGGACUAUCGGCUUACCCAUUAGGUUGUAUGUUACCCCCUUCAAAUCUUAAACUCUCUAAACCUUGCUAUGCGUCUACCAAAAAUUAAAUCCCCAUUCUGUUGAAUGCAUAUGUACAGACGAAGAUCAAAGCCAACUUCGACCUCUGUCCUGAUCUAGAGCGGGGUAAUUUCUUCCAUUUUGCUGUUAGUCAGAAACAAAGGCCGAGAGAGUCCCAGUUCUUACUGUGUUCGAGGCUUGCCAGUCCAUGGAAAGGGGUUUGAAUUUGCAGCAGAUUGCCAUUGUGCAGCAAUAGCCUGUCUAACAUCACGCACAUCCUGCCGCGACUGUCGUUGCUAAAUAGACUUCUGUGGCAUUUACUAGCCUUGUUAUUGCAGUCGUCCCAACACUAUAUGUAAGUUGAGUGGUGUUUUGUUUAAACUCAUGGACUCUUUGUAUUGCAUGCCCCAGCAUUAUAUAUUAAGAUAACAUUAUUCAUCUCACUUAUGACGAUUGUGACUGCCCUUUCUUUUGUGUAGAGCAUUUUAGCAUGUGCAGAUUUAAGUGACUCGGACAUUACGGUCUAUCUCCCAUUUGAAUCUGAUCUUCCAGCCUUUUUUUUUUUCCUUGAUGUUUCGUUUAUGGGCCGGUAAUGGGACAAAGUGUUUUGCAUUUUUGCCUUGUUGGACCUAAAAUAGGUGACACCUGUUUUAUUUCACAACCAAUUGUGAAAUAAUCUUUCGCUUUCAGCUAAUCGCUAAAGGUCAAUUCUGAACUAUCAGAUGUAAUUUCCCAAUGGUAUGUUGACUGAUAUGUUCUGUUAUGCGCAUUCUCCUAUUUUGGUAGUGCCUAAAUCCAAAGUUAAAAAGUAGGCAAAGAUUCCUGGGACAUACCUUGAAAUGGUUAUUUUUAAUUGUUUAUGGAAGUAUGAUUAACAUUCUGCUUGUUGGUUUUGUUGAACUGAUGGAUGAUAAUAAAUAUCAAUGCUAGGGACAAGCCAUCUUGUGAAAACUGCUUCUCAGUUGCUCGAUUGGUGUACUUGUUUAGAAGUUGGUUAUAUUCCUGAGGUUAAUGUCGUUUAACCUUCUUUUGACAUUAGUGCUGAUAAGAGAGGCAGGCCAAUGGCCACAUGAGCAGUUUGACAUUUGUGUUUGUGGUUGAGUUAUUGACCAGCUAACUCAAGAAGAAAUUAAAGGGUUUGACCAGAUUAGGGUUUUUUUUUGUUUUUUUUUUAACAUCAACUGAAAUUUACAGAUUGAUAAUUAUAAACGCUGUUACAACUAUAAAUAAAUCUGUGUACAAAUUGCUAUAAAUUUGUGUGCUUAAAAAUAAUUUAUUUAUUUAACAUAUAUUAAUAUGAUUAUAAAUUUAUUUUUAUAGAAUUUUUUUUGGGUAUAGAAAUCCUGAGUGCAUUAAUCUUAGAUGAAAAUAAUUAAAGGGUUGUCAACUUGAGCAUUCAUUAAUUAAUGUCCAUUAAAAACAGAAUGAAAGUUGCAGCAUUAGUAGCAGUAACUUUCAUUUAUCCUGCACAGCACAGCACUGAAGCAAAUAGAUAUAGACAAAGACUGCCCCUUUGCUUUGCGUGCUUGCAUUCUUUGAUGUGAUCAGAGUCCAAAGUUGAAAAACAAAGCAUUAAAAAUAAUGCAGAAGUGUAAACCAACAAGUAAUUGCAUUUAGAGCAGGAGAAGAGGAGGAAAGGUCCCCUUCUAUUAAGUAAAAGUGUUUUGGUCUAGAUAUAUAGGCCGGCCUCCCUAAGUACUUAAAGCUUAAGCUUGUUGUCUAUGUCUAUGCAAGCUAAGAGCAGCAGCUAGACAGCUAUAUCCAUCUUUUAUAGCUGAAAGCUAUUGUGUUUGUGGGUGAUGUUCUCUAGGAAGCUGGAAGAUAAUGGUUCCUCAUGAGUCAUGCAAGGCUGCAAUAUCCCUUCUCCUCCUUCUCUUCGUCUCCUCCCCGGCUAGCUCUCUAGCAUUGAAAGACCUUAGAAACUUCUUGAUCUUUUUCUUUGAGAUUUUUUCAUAUAUAUAAUAAAUGUAGGCCGUACCAUCAUAAAGCUCUAAAUAACAUAGACACAACUGUACGUGUGUAGCCGCCUGUUUGUCGCCAAAAAUCUCAACAUUCCAACACCCAUUAUCAUUUCUAAAGUAAAAUCCCAUAAAACAAUUUUAUCAUGCUUUUCCUUUUGAUCAGAACAAAAGCUAUUUUACUGUUCGCUGUAAUAUUGUUGUACAGUGCAUGCCAUGUUUGUACUAUACUCAAGUUUAUUAAAUACGUUACAUUUUUGCUUAUAUUUAAUGCGUGGCUCUGAGUUAGGGUGGAAAAAAGUACGAUUAAAUGCCUUGCAACUUUACUUUUUGUUGGGAAAGUCCAUGCUUGAAUUUUUACAACUUCAUUCGACAUUAUUGCUUGAACUUAGCACUGAAGUAGAAACAUAAAUUUUGUUUUUUCUGGGCUAAGCCAUGAAAGAUGUGAGUGUGCCUGAAAGAUCGUCUUCAGGUACAUCUAUGUUUACACAUCCAAUUACAACAAUGAACCAAAGAAUACUAGAAACCCCCUUUGAUAUACCAGUUAUCCCCCGAAAAUUCUUAGACUUCAAGUUAAACAUUUAUUCUUCAUUCAUGAGGUCCACGCUAUGUUCGUUUAAAGAUCCAAUUGGUAACUAAAUUUAAUCACUCAAUCAAGAUUGUGAUACCAUCGGGUGUGAGGCUUCUCUUAUACUUGAUGAAGCUUUGUACAACUGCGCAUAACCUCACUCAUUCCACUAACUCAACUGUGGAAUGAGUGAUACUUGUAACAUACACACCUUUCUCGUAUGAGCAAAGCUUUCAACAGUUGAGCUUGCUAGACAUAUGAGGAUGAAUUCUACAUUUCUUCAUGUACUAUACCCGUCAUGCAAUUGCAUGAUGUGCCCAAAGGUCAUAUAUUUUGCCUUCAUUUUUCCAUGUUUGUCAAACGGUACUUCAUCAACUACCGGUAUAUCAUGGUCUCUGUUUGUCUAACUCUAUUCCUCACCCACUUUUUUUAGAUGGACAAAAGUUGGAUGAAUGAGCCCGAUAGACUAUUAUCGCCUGCAUACUCUGAAGGGGUUAAAAAUUUCUUGACACAAGCACAAAUUCAUGCAAGUGGAAGGAAUCGCAUUCGGUGUCCAUGCCGUACAUGCCUUAACAAUCUGUGGCUGCCUAUAUUUGAGGUGGAAACCCAUUUGUUCAUGAAAGGGAUCAAUCCAAAUUACACACAAUGUGGAGAUAUCUCGAAUGAGGUUAUACCCGAAGAUGAUUACAUCGAUGACAUGCAGCAGAUGUUGGAUGACAUGCGUGCAGGCACCUUUGUUGAUGUGCCACAAGAGAACAUUGGAUCAUCAAUACGGCCACCAAUUCCUGAAGAUUCACCAGCAACGUCUUUUGACAAGCUACUGGAGGAUGCCCGACGUCCUCUUUUCGACGGGUGUACAACAUUUACAAAGUUUUCGUUCAUUGUUAAGUUAUUACACAUCAAAUCUAUCGGUGGAUGGUCAAUUAGAUCAUUUGACAUGCUCCUUGAUCUGUUGCGGUCUUCCUUUCCUGAUGCGCUCUUACCACAAUCAUAUGAGGAGUCAAAGUCUUUGGAGCGCAGGUUGGGUUUCAAUUACCAUAAAAUCCAUGCGUGCCCCAACGACUGCAUCUUAUUCUGGAAGGAAUAUGCCACGCUUAAUGAAUGCCCUGUAUGUAAGGCUUCGAGGUGGAUGCCAAAUGACAGGGGACCCCGCGUCAUACCUCAAAAAGUGUUGCGCCAUUUUCCGUUGAAACCGAGAUUGCAGCGUCUUUUUAUGUCUGCGAAGAUAGCAGGUGAUAUGAGAUGGCAUAAAGAGCAUCGGGCAAUAGAAGAUAGUAGUAUGAGACAUCCGGCUGACUCUGAGUCUUGGAAGAAAUUGGAUGAACAUCAUAGUUGGUUCGCUGCGGAUCCUCGCAAUGUUAGGCUCGGACUAGCAAGUGACGGCUUCACUCCCUUCAACAACUUGGCGAAACCUCAUAGCAUUUGGCCUGUGAUCCUUGUCCCGUAUAACUUGCCGCCAUGGUCAUGCAUGAAGGACCAAUUCUUGAUAACAUCUCUGAUUAUUCCAGGGCCAAGGUCACCAGGGAAUGAGAUCGAUGUUUACUUGCAACCGUUGCUGGAUGAGUUGCUUGAACUCUGGGAAUAUGGGGUACCUACCUAUGAUGCCUCAAGUAAGGAGACGUUUACGUUGCAUGCUGCAUUGUUGUGGACAAUCAAUGACUUUCCUGCCUACGGGAAUCUCUCUGGCUGGUCAACAAAGGGAAAAUUAGCUUGUCCGUCUUGUAAUGCUGACACGGACUCCAAUUGGUUGAAAUAUGGCCGAAAACAUUGUUAUAUGGGACACCGACGUUUCUUACAGCCAGAUCACAUGUGGAGAAGGAGGAAAGGGUUGUUCAACGGUAAAGAAGAUCAUCGCAUGCCACCAAGGGAUAUGGGAGGAUACGAUAUUCUAACUCAAUUGCAGAUGAUUGGGGAUGUGACGUUUGGCAAAUCUCUUAGGAAGAGAAAACGUACUGCCGAAGAGCUGAAUUGGACAAAGUGCAGCAUAUUCUUCACGUUACCUUACUGGUCAACACUUCGACUUCGGCAUAAUUUAGAUGUUAUGCAUAUUGAGAAGAAUAUUGCCGAGAACGUCUUAUUCACUUUAAUGACCAGUUCAGGAAAAACUAAGGAUAAUAUCAAUUCAAGGCGUGACCUGGAGUUAUUGGGCUAUAGAAAAGAAUUACAUUUGAGGCGUGAAGGUGAUCAUGUAACAAUGCCGCAUGCACUGUACACAUUACAUGGAGAUGAAAGGAAGAAGUUAUGUGAGUGGCUACGCGAUAUCAAAUUUCCAGACGGGUUCUCUUCCAAUAUCUCGAACUGUCUUUCUACACGUGAUUGCAAAAUCAUUGGGUUGAAAAGCCACGACUGUCAUGUUUUCCUUCAAAGACUACUCCCAAUUGCUGCAGGGGGUUUUUAAGAAGUGACAUUGCCUUGGCUUUGACUGAACUUAGCACUUUCUUCAAAGAGUUGUGCGCUCGCACACUGGAUCUGAAUCGCCUAUCCCAGCUCCAAACUGAUAUAGUCACCAUUCUAUGCAAACUGGAGAUGAUAUUCCCUCCCUCCUUUUUCGAUAUCAUGGUCCAUCUAGCUGUCCAUUUGCCCCGUGAGGCUAUACUAGGGGGUCCAGUACAAUAUAGGUGGAUGUACCCAUUUGAGAAAUAUCUAGGCAAAUUCAAGCGGUAUGUUAAGAAUAAGGCUCGACCAGAAGGUUCAA